AUGACAAGUUAUCCAUCGUAUAUGGAUCAUCAUGCAAAUUUUGAUCACCCCACUACUGUGGCAAAUUGGGGUACUGUUAUGAGUACCACAACUCCCAAGAACAACAAUCAUUCAACAACAUACUUUAGUUGGACUGUUUCUUUCGGAUUAUGUUUCGCUUCUUUCUUUCUUGUUAUAACCGUCGUUUCAUGGUAUAUUCGACAGCGGCGACUACAAGCUUUACAACAAAGUUCUAUAUCUUCGCGUCGUUUUUCUCGUGAUCCGGUGUCUAUGUCACGUCCUCCAUCGACUGUAAAUGAAGUAACAGUUCCGCCGUCAUAUGAGGAUUGCGUUCAAGCUAGAGGUGGCGCUUCAAAAGAUCAGAUAACUGGUGAUGAGGCCUUGCCUGAUUAUACAAACGUUUCAAAUAAUAAUGAAUCUACGGAACCUCCUUCGCCUACUACGACAAAUGGAGGCAAUAGUAAUGAACUUAUGACAAAAUACUUAGAAUGCGUCCCUUAUGAUAUUUAUUCUAGUCCAGCUUAUUAUCAUAGUUUUACUUCUUACGGCGACUAG
Trichoplax adhaerens is the source of this 555-nucleotide messenger RNA. RefSeq lists its product as uncharacterized. The transcript is spliced from 4 exons. Lineage: Eukaryota; Metazoa; Placozoa; Uniplacotomia; Trichoplacea; Trichoplacidae. The record is from RefSeq and is a predicted model, not a curated record. The coding region runs from base 1 to 555 and encodes 184 amino acids.